Salvia splendens (bonfire salvia) is the source of this 1652-nucleotide messenger RNA. RefSeq names its product cysteine synthase. The transcript has 10 exons. The coding region runs from base 226 to 1404 and encodes 392 amino acids. The record is from RefSeq and is a predicted model, not a curated record. Lineage: Eukaryota; Viridiplantae; Streptophyta; Magnoliopsida; Lamiales; Lamiaceae. Gene Ontology annotation, molecular function: cysteine synthase activity.
AAAUGGUCCAAAGCCUCAAAAAUCUCUCUGUGCUUUCACAGUCUAAAACUCCAGAACGCAAAAAAUUGCUCCUAGAGCCUUCUUCCUUGAGUUUAAUCGAUCACACUCCUAAAUCGUUCGCUAUCUUCAACUUGGAUAAUCAUAAAAUAAGUAUUUAUUGGAACAAACAACAAAUGGAUAAUAAUAAAACGCCUUUUUAUUCGCCACCUUUAUCCAGCCACGGCAAUGGCGACGAUACCGAAUAUUCCGUUGAUUUCUCAGUAUUCCGUCGAGAGAUCGGAGCUCUGCUCCUUGAGUUUCUCCGCCGCCGUGCGAUCUCUCGUUGCCAGGACUCUAGCUAGUGAGAAUGCCGUUAGAAUCGGCUAUGGCGGUGGUAGGUGCGCUAAUGCCGGAAUUGUGUGUAGAGCGGCCUCGCUCCAGCGGCAAGCGGCGAUUGAAGGUCUCAACAUCGCUGAAGAUGUUAGCCAGCUUAUUGGGAAGACACCAAUGGUUUACUUAAACAAAAUUGUAAAAGGCUGUGUUGCAAAAGUAGCUGCCAAGCUUGAGAUUAUGGAGCCAUGCCGCAGUGUCAAGGAUCGGAUAGGAUACAGUAUGCUAAUUGAUGCUGAGAAAAGAGGCCUUAUAACUCCUGGAAAGACUAUUUUGGUUGAAUCUACAAGUGGAAAUACUGGAAUUGGCAUUGCCCAUCUGGCUUCCUUUAAAGGAUACAAGCUCAUUUUUACAAUGCCGGAGUCCAUGUCUCUUGAGAGGAAAGUUCUCUUGAAAGCUUUUGGAGCUAAGCUUGUUUUAACUGAAGCAUCCAAAGGCUUGAUUGGAGCUCUUCGAAAAGCUGAAGAGAUAUUGCAUAGCACUCCAAAUGCUUAUAUGCUUGGACAGCCUGACAACCCUGCAAACCCUCAGAUUCACUAUGAAACCACUGGCCCGGAGAUAUGGGAAGAUACAAAAGGCAAGGUGGACAUACUUGUUGCAGGGAUAGGCACCGGUGGGACUAUUUCGGGCACUGGUCGUUACCUCAAAAAAUGCAAUCCUAACGUCAAGGCUAUCGGCGUGGAACCAGCGGAAAGUAAUAUACUAACAGGUGGCGAGCCCGGUCAUCACGAAAUUCAAGGGAUUGGAGCUGGUUUUAUACAGAAGAAUUUAGAUCUACAAAUCGUUGAUGAAGUUAUAGCGAUAUCAAGCGAUGAAGCAUUAGAAACCGCAAGGCAACUGGCUCUUCAAGAAGGGCUACUGGUGGGUAUUUCUUCCGGAGCAGCAGCAGCUGCUGCUAUAAGGGUAGCAAAGAGACCUGAAAAUGCAGGAAAACUUAUCACGGUUGUGUUUCCCAGCUUCGGGGAGAGGUACUUGUCCUCAGUUCUUUUCAAGUCCAUACGGGAAGAAUGCAUGACGAUGCAACCGGAAGAAUAAAUUUCAUCGCUUCACGGGCUCUCGUCCACAGCUCAUCCUCAUCACUUACUAGCAACAGGGGACACAAGAUUUUGAUUUUGUUGUAUAUAUGUAUUUAAAGAAUCUAUAGUUGAAUGCUGUGGAUUUCUGUUAAACAUUGAUGGAAAUUUUGAGCUUUAACAUCUUGAUUGAUGAUUGUAACCAAAUGUUGUAUACAUGUUUUCCAGUUGUGUAAUCACACAAUGAAAUAAAUCGGUGAUUUAUCCAAA